AGCUGGCCUCACACUGGGCCUUUUUUUCACGAGCAGCGAGCCGUUGCUGCCGAGAAUCGAAAACCGGGAGAUUUUUGCUCGAGAUCUUUGCUUUCCGUCUUGUUGGGAAGCAGCAGCCGCGAACAACGAGCGACAGCGUAGUGUAAACACACAAGAUGGCUGCUGCUAACAGGACGUGCUCAGGAACUAUGUCUCUUCCCACACAAAGACAUCGGUAUGUGUGGACUUCCUUUGCUCUCCAUGGAUUAUUAGAAAAAGUAAGAGAGUUCCGAGUGUUGUGGGAUCACACGGAUGAACUUUUUAAGAAAACUACGCUUAAAAAGUGCAAAUGGGAGGAAGUCACGAGAGCCCUGAAGUCUGAAUUUCCCGACCUUAGCGAUGCUGGCUUAACUGCAGAUGAUGUCCAAAGAAAAUUUGGCACGCUGAAGUCGACUUUUCAGCGGGAAUUGCGCAAAAUCCAGUGCACACCAAGUGGGUCAGCUGGUGCCGUGGAGCCGAAAUGGGAGUAUUUCAAGAGCUGCUCCUUUAUGAUUCCAGUGAACAGUUGCACUCCCAGAAGGACAUCAUUUGAUACCUCUGAACCACAGGAACCAGAGACUUUAGUGCUUUCAAUAUCAAGUGAACACUAUGAAGAGGGAACAUCCAAUAGUAAUUGGGGUGAGAGUGAUGGUGCACAACCACAGGUGUGCAACAUCCCAGACCUAACGCCACCCCAAACACGGUCUACUUCAUCAUUGUCCGUGCAGAGUGACAGUUAUUUUGAUGGAACCCAUGCAUCUUACUUCCAUCCUCCUUCCUUUCCUUCCAUUUCCCAGAGAUCAGAUACAAGGGUAAAAAAGAGGAGGAAAUUACAAUGCUCAACAGAAGGUGAACGUUUUGAUAAUAUUUUGGAUAAAGUUGAUUCUAUUCUGAAUGAACCAGAUCCAUCAUGUGAUCCCGUUAUUAAAGCAGCCACAAAUCUUAUAACAGGUUUCAUGGCUCCCUUGUCUAAAAACGAAAAGAAAGCUGUGUACUUAAAGAUUGUUAAAGUUGUGCAAGACCAUCCUGUUGAUUUUGAUAAUUUAGGUGAUUAG
Molecule: messenger RNA, 1073 nt
Organism: Macrobrachium nipponense
Lineage: Eukaryota; Metazoa; Arthropoda; Malacostraca; Decapoda; Palaemonidae
Exons: 3
Coding region: 156-1073 (305 amino acids)
Source: RefSeq, a predicted model, not a curated record